GACAGAAGUGGGGGUGGGGACAGAAGCUCACAAUGACCUGGGCUCUGGGGCAACUUCGGUCCCCACCCGGACCCUCCUCUCCCAACCCAGACGGAGGCAUGUAGGCGCUCCCCGGCAGAUGUCACCCCCUUUUCCCUGAGUCCAGAUCACUAAAUACGUUCCUGCCUAUACGGCUUUCUCUUUACCUGAAUGCUUCCUGCAGGCAUUAGCCUUCUCCGGCUGGGACCAAAUCCUGCUUUGCCCUGGGGUGGAGUUCUUGGACUACAUUUACAAAGAUGUGGCCAGCCGUCCCCUGGGACAGCCUGGCUUUAUGGAUGCAGGCUGCCUGGUCAGAAGGUGGGGGUCGUCUGUACAACGAAGGGCGCUACAAUGCCAGGUUCCGGGUGUGUUCCAAGUUCCACACUCUGUGUGCAGACUCCCAGCGCCACAGCAAAGGCAGGCCUUGGCCGGAGACUGCUGGGGAAGGAGAACUUUGGAGACAUUCCUGAAACUUCCCUGACUCAAAGAAACCAACAGGUCUACCAGCUCUCCCUCCACCCGUCUUUCUGAGAAGAAGCCAUGGCUCUAACCGAUGCUGAUGUGCAGAAGCAGAUUAAGCACAUGAUGGCUUUCAUUGAGCAGGAAGCCAAUGAAAAGGCAGAGGAAAUAGAUGCGAAGGCUGAGGAGGAGUUCAACAUUGAGAAAGGACGCCUUGUACAGUCCCAGCGACUCAAGAUUAUGGAGUAUUACGAGAAGAAGGAGAAGCAGAUAGAGCAGCAGAAGAAAAUCCAGAUGUCUACCAUGAGGAAUCAGGCAAGGCUGAAAGUCCUGACAGCCCGAGACGACCUCAUCUCAGAAUUACUCAGGGAUGCAAAGCUGAGACUGGAUAGAAUUGUGGCAGACCAAGUUAUGUACCAGGAGCUACUGGAUAAACUAGUGCUCCAGGGUCUGCUCCGACUCCUGGAGCCCGUGAUGAUUGUGCGGUGUAGGCCUCAGGAUUCCUUCCUUGUGCGUACUGCAGUGCAAAAAGCCAUUCCUGAGUACGUGAUGGUCUCCCAAAAGCAUGUGCAGGUCCAGAUUGAUCAAGAAGCAUUCCUGGCUGGGAAUGCAGCUGGAGGUGUGGAGGUCUAUAGCGGCAAUCAGAUGAUAAAAGUUUCCAGUACCCUGGAAAGUCGACUUGAUCUCUCUGCCCAGCAAAAGAUGCCAGAAAUACGAGAGGCUUUGUUUGGACCUAAUGUCAACAGAAAGUUCUUUAUAUGACACACUGCAAAGAGAAGCUGGAAAGUGAACUGUUAAAUCAUAGAGUCUUAAAUUAUUCGGGCAAAGGAAGCUAGUAAUGCUUCUCCUCUUUGAAAGCUAUUGUCUUAUCUUUUUUCACAAAAGAAAGCUUUAGCGCUGAAUAGCUAAGGCAUUAUAUUUUGUUAACUUUCCAGUAAAGCUCAGAUUAAUGCUCAGAAA
Messenger RNA from Chinchilla lanigera (long-tailed chinchilla), 1437 nucleotides. It is a transcript of the gene Atp6v1e2, whose product is annotated as ATPase, H+ transporting, lysosomal 31kDa, V1 subunit E2. Lineage: Eukaryota; Metazoa; Chordata; Mammalia; Rodentia; Chinchillidae. Gene Ontology annotation, molecular function: proton-transporting ATPase activity, rotational mechanism. The record is from RefSeq and is a predicted model, not a curated record. The transcript has 4 exons. Bases 559 to 1239 code for a protein of 226 amino acids. Gene Ontology annotation, biological process: proton transmembrane transport. Gene Ontology annotation, cellular component: proton-transporting two-sector ATPase complex, catalytic domain.